AUGAGCCUCUCACCAAACCCUACCGCACUUGGUACCAAUGAGGAAAGAGACAGAGAACGCCCUGUGGAGAAAAGAAGCGAGAACUACAGGGAGAACAAGAGAAAGCAGAAGCUUCCCCAGCAGCAAAGCCCACAUGUAGCACAGCUUGCAGGAAGAGGCAGGAGCAGCGCCAAGGCAGAGGAGUGCCACCAACUGAAGGAACAGCUUCAAGUUUUGCAGCAGCAGCUGAGGCAGCUUCAAGAGAAAUUCUUGCAGGUUUAUGAGUUCAGUGAUUCAGAUCAAAGCCACAAAGGGAUGGAAAAGACCAUGCACUUACUGAAGGGGAAGUGUGGAGACAGUCUAGAUGAAAGCUCCAGGAAGGCAGAAUGUGGAGAGCUGCAGACUGUAAUGGAUGGGGUGCCCUUCUCCUCAGUCCAUAUCCAGGAGGCUCUGACCCCUGGCCACCUGAAGAAGGCCAAGCUGAUGUUCUUCUUCACUCGCUACCCCAGCUCCACUCUGUUGAAAACCUACUUCCCUGAUGUCCAGUUCAACCGCUGCAUCACUUCCCAGCUCAUCAAGUGGUUCAGCAACUUCCGUGAGUUUUACUACAUCCAGAUGGAGAAGUUUGCCCGACAAGCCAUCUUGGAGGAAGUCACGGAUUCCAAACACCUGAUGGUUUCUCGGGACUCUGAGCUAUUCAGGGCCCUCAACAUGCACUAUAACAAGGGGAAUGACUUUGAGGUCCCUGAUCGCUUCCUGGAAGUUGCUAGCAUGACCCUGCGGGAGUUCUUUAGUGCUGUCAGGGCAGGGAAGGACUCUGACCCCUCCUGGAAGAAACCCAUUUACAAAAUUAUUUCAAAACUGGAUAGUGACAUCCCAGAUGUGUUUAAAUCUUCCCGCUGCCUCCAAGAACUACUCCAGAGUUAA
Molecule: messenger RNA, 906 nt
Organism: Emys orbicularis (European pond turtle)
Lineage: Eukaryota; Metazoa; Chordata; Testudines; Emydidae
Gene: PROX2
Product: prospero homeobox 2
Exons: 5
Coding region: 1-906 (301 amino acids)
Biological process (GO): regulation of transcription by RNA polymerase II
Cellular component (GO): nucleus
Molecular function (GO): DNA-binding transcription factor activity, RNA polymerase II-specific; RNA polymerase II cis-regulatory region sequence-specific DNA binding
Source: RefSeq, a predicted model, not a curated record